UCAUAUUGACGUUGAGUCUAGGCAAUCGCUGGAAUGUCGUUUCCAAUGAAUUUACUUAAUAAAUACCCAGUUCUUUGUCUUCGUAUUUUUAUUUAUUCUUUUGGUAUUCCAUCAGAUAAUAGAUAUCCAUUGUUCAUAUCAACACCGCAAUAUUUCAAGCUCUAGUCCUGUCAUCAUCGAUUUUAUAUUAUCAUAAUACAGCACUUUUCGCCAAAAACCACAAUGUCUCGCGCAGUUCUCAUUGCCGGAGCCACUGGAAAGCAGGGCGGCGCCGUUGUGAGCGCAUUAAUCAAAGCCAAUGCCGACUUCGAAAUUCUAGCCCUCACGAGGGAUUCCCAAUCAGCUUCUGCUCAACGACUCCUGAAGAAAUCGCCUAAGAUCAAGCUUGUUACAGGAAACAUGGACGCGCCUGACGAUAUCUUCGCCAAAGCUAAGGAAGUGACCAAGACGCCUAUUUGGGGAGUCUACAGCGUACAGGCAGCAAUUGGCGGCGGUGCCACAUUUCGAACCGAGGAGGUGCAAGGAAAGGCUCUGAUCGACGCAUCGCUCAAGAACGGCGUCAAGCACCUAGUCUACUCCUCAGUCGAUCGCGGCGGUGCCAAGUCAGACGAUAGCCCGACGGAUAUCCCACAUUUCAUUAGCAAGCACAACAUCGAACAAUACCUCUACGAGAAGACGAAAGGCGGCGAGAUGAACUGGACUGUCCUCCGACCCGUUGCUUUCUUCGAGAACCUCGUGCCAGGCUUCAUGGGCAAGGUCUUUGCUACGAGCUGGAAGAUCGCCCUCGACAAGAACCGGAAACUGCAGCUGAUCGCCACCAGCGACAUCGGGUUCUUCGCCGCCGAGGCUUUCAUCAAGUCGGAGGAGUACAAGAACAAGAAAGUCAGUCUUGCAGGCGAUGAACUGACCUACGACCAAUUCGCGGCUACCUUCAAGCAGAAGACCGGCGACGAACUACCCACGACCUUCCAUUUCGUCGCAUCAAUCAUCAACUGGAUGGUGAAGGAGCUCGGGUAUAUGUUUAGGUGGUUUAACAACGUCGGAUACGGGGCGGACAUCUCGUCUCUGAGGAAGAUCAACCCCGAUCUCAAGGAUUUUGGUACAUGGCUGGAGACGGAGAGUGAGUUCAAGACUCGAAAAUAGGUGGCGGUGCGGGUAUUAGAUAAUGUAACUGUAUUCAAAGAAAUGCAAUAAAUACGAGAUAAUCAAAGCACUGGGUAAAUUUCAUAUACAUCCAUGGAUACCAUAAAUUUUAGCUCAU
Messenger RNA from Annulohypoxylon maeteangense, 1261 nucleotides. RefSeq names its product NAD(P)-binding protein. The coding region runs from base 223 to 1143 and encodes 306 amino acids. NCBI's taxonomy places the organism in Eukaryota, Fungi, Ascomycota, Sordariomycetes, Xylariales, Hypoxylaceae. The record is from RefSeq and is a predicted model, not a curated record. The transcript has a single exon.